AUGUCGAAAGAGUUAAAGAAUAAGAGGAAAGCAGAGAAGAAGGCUGCGGAGAAGGCUGCUUCUGAGGCUGAAGCGUGGAAGUCAUCCUCCAAGACCGUACUUGGCCGCCUUACCUAUCGUCUCAAAGAUCUCCCCGACCUCCAGAUCAUCCGAGUAGAGUUCUGGUCAUCGAAAUCUCUCGAUGAAAAUCGCGAGGUACAUACUCCUGAUGAUUAUGUUAGGAUAUACAGCCGCAAGCACCAAGAACCCGCCUGGAAGGAGCUUUUGGAAAACGCUUUUCUGGAGUACAAGGAUAUUGCUGCCAUCAACAAGAAACCGGUUGGUAGAAAGCAUGAGUGCCAUCUCAUUAUUCCAUCCCAUUCGAUACGGAACAUCCGCUUGGGACGAUAUCCUCUCCAGACCGAAUAUCCUGGGAAUGACAAGCUUGGUCUGCCCGGGGGCCGAAUGGAAUGUCGAGUUACUGGUGUCUCUUUGCUGGAAAGCAACGAUGACAAAGAUCGCAAGCUCUACUGCAAGUCCCUGGAUUUGUUAAUACAGAGUCGCCACGCAAUUGUGGAUCAAAGUCUUGGAAAUCUUUCUAUGAAUCGGGAGCUUUUCAGUAAGAUUACAGACUCCAAGGCCGCGCCCCCAGAAUCUAAGACAACAUCCAUAACGCCGUUGAUUGAAGGAUACACGCACAAGUCAAGCACUGGUUCGCAGCAGAUGAAGGAGCGCCUGUACCCGCUAUACAUACGGAGCCGUCUAUCAAUCGAUGCUGAAGAGAAAUUGCUGCACAUGGUAUUUGAUCUGACCUGUGCUCUUCCAACUACCUGUGGAAAUGUCUAUGAAAUACUUCUGGAUGUGUUCGGGGAUCACAUGAACGAAGAGAGCAUCGGACGCCUGCAACCCAUUAUCAGGGACCUUCUGGUUGGUCUUCAAGUUCAGCGCAACUACGAGCAUACGAAACCAAAAACCACCAGCGAAAGCAGGAACACAUGGUCCGAGCCGUUCCUGAUCCGUGAGAUUGUGUUCGCCAAAGAUGUUGGGGAGAAGAUUAAGGAUUCCGAUGGAAAGGAAAUCGAUGUCUAUGGCUAUUUCAAGAAACACUACAAUCAAGACAGAGAUAUCGAACACCAGUAUCUUCCUCUUAUAGGUGACGGCCGCGGCUCCUACUUCCCGAUGACCAAAGUAAAACUUCCUGAAAAGAUCCAUGAUCUCGAACUUCUGGAAACGGAUGGCCAGAAAAACAUGGAAAGAAUGGGUGAAACAUUCUGGGGUCUGUUGAUAAAGCAACAACAAGACGUCAAUAUCGGAAAGGGGAUCAUACAGACCGCAAAGGGAACAGUGUCAACUCAGCAACAGCCCAACGCGGCACUCAAACCAAUCGAUCGGUCUGGAACAAAAGACGAACUGACCCAGCAGACUGAACCGGAAUCUGAACCAAACGAGCUGCUUGAGAGAACCGGAAAGGAAGAAAACCAGUGGGUCAGUAACGACCCCUGGAACCUGGCGCUCUGA
Messenger RNA from Alternaria postmessia, 1497 nucleotides. RefSeq lists its product as uncharacterized. NCBI's taxonomy places the organism in Eukaryota, Fungi, Ascomycota, Dothideomycetes, Pleosporales, Pleosporaceae. The transcript is spliced from 4 exons. Bases 1 to 1497 code for a protein of 498 amino acids. Gene Ontology annotation, molecular function: protein binding. The record is from RefSeq and is a predicted model, not a curated record.